Messenger RNA from Colletotrichum navitas, 1734 nucleotides. Its product is annotated as fungal trichothecene efflux pump. Lineage: Eukaryota; Fungi; Ascomycota; Sordariomycetes; Glomerellales; Glomerellaceae. The transcript has 7 exons. Gene Ontology annotation, biological process: transmembrane transport. Gene Ontology annotation, molecular function: transmembrane transporter activity. The coding region runs from base 1 to 1734 and encodes 577 amino acids. The record is from RefSeq and is a predicted model, not a curated record. Gene Ontology annotation, cellular component: plasma membrane.
AUGGACACCACGAAGUCUGAGUCCUACUACGAGCAUGAUGGGGAGUUGAUAGACAGGUAUCGCAAUCUCGACCUGACGAUCAACCGAGAUGACGCCUCCUCCAUCUGUUCGGAUGCGCUGGGAGACGAUCUGCCUCCUGGAUACUACUUCUCCCCCCAGUUCUUGGGUGCCAUGGCGGGGUUCUGCCUCUCGGCGAUAUCAGCUUACAUCUUUCUGAUACUGCCAACCAACGUACUGACGUUUAUCAAUGCCGAUAUUGGCCCGAGCCCGUACAUAUCCUGGGUAAACAUCGCGAGAACACUAUCGUUGUCUUUCACGUAUACGAUCCUUGGCCGCUUGUCAGACCUUUUCGGCAGACGCUGGUUCUUCAUUGGCGGUAACAUCGUCGCCAUCCUCGGUAUCAUUAUCUGUGCUGUCGCAAAGAAUGUCGAGACUCUCAUCGUUGGCGCCGCCGUGUAUGGUCUGGGUGAGACGGUUCAGCUCAGCUUUAACGUUGCCAUCGGAGAAUUGGUUCCCAAUAAGCACCGUCCCAAUGUCUUGUCUCUCAUAUUUCUGACCAACGCCCCUAUUCCGACCUUUGGUCCUUUCAUCGCACGGAAGUUUGUCGAAAACCCCAACUUGAGCUGGAGAUGGUGCUUCUACAUCAACAUCAUUGUUGUCGGCCUCGCCAUUGUUCUACUCUAUCUGUUUUAUCAUCCACCCACGUUCGACCUUCUUCAUGACCGAAAGACCAAACGUGAAUUACUCAAGGAACUUGACUAUAUUGGGAUCUUCCUUUGGACGGUAGGGCUCACCCUCCUUUUGCUGGGUGUUUCUUGGGGAGGAGUGAUGUUCCCCUGGGACUCGGCUGCCACAAUCUCGACUUUGGUCAUCGGAAUCGCCCUCCUGGCGGCACUUUUCUGCUGGGAAGCGUUCGCGGACCUCAAAUAUCCUGCUAUUCCGGUCAAGUUCUUCGCCAACCGGGGCUUUAUGUCGCUGGUCUGCUGCGCGACAGUUGCAACCAUGUUUUACUACUCCGCCGUCCUCCUCUGGCCGCAGCAGGUUCAGGCGCUCUACACAACGGACAUUACAUACGCUGGCUGGCUUUCGACGACUGUGGGCAGUGCGACAGCACUGGGCCAAAUUUGCGCGGGAGUAAUCAUCAGAUGGGGAGGAAAUGCCCGAUAUUGGAUAAUAUUCUCGACAUUUGCCAUGGUUGGCUUCGUUGGCGCUCUCGCGUCCUUGACCCCCGAAACGCUGAAUGCCGGAAUCGCCUUAACAAUACUGGGGCCUUUUUUCGUCGGCUUUAUUGAACUGGCAUCUCUCGCUCUGGCUCCGUUAUUCUGCAAGCCGUCAGAUAUCGGGCUCGCGUCGGGUCUCUUGGCGUCGAUCCGCUCUGCUGGGGGGUCCAUCGCCGUUGCUGUCUAUACCACUAUCCUAUCCAACCGCCUCGCUACCGAGAUUCCCGCGGCCAUAAGCGGUCCGGCUGUCGCCGCGGGGCUGCCCGAGAGUCAACUCCCAGGCCUUAUCAAAGCAGCAGUGGCAGGAAAACUGGCAGCUUUCCCUGGCUUGACCAGCGCUGUGAAGGCUGCCGUCACGAAAGUAUUGCCCGGCGCGUACACAAAGGCUUUCGAGACUGUAUAUCUAGCAAGUCUAGGGUUCGGGGCUAUUGCCAUAAUUGGGUGCUUGUUCGCCAAAGACGCGCAAGAACAUUUAACAGACAGAGUUGUAAGACGGAUGGGGAAUGGAAAGUGA